Molecule: messenger RNA, 1777 nt
Organism: Owenia fusiformis
Lineage: Eukaryota; Metazoa; Annelida; Polychaeta; Sabellida; Oweniidae
Source: the annotation of a GenBank genome assembly
CAAAACAAAUAUGGCGGAAAAAUCAAAUCAUCUUCAUUCGCGGACAAAUUCGGCGAAAAGGCCAUCAUCGUCCAGUGGAAGGAAGUCUGCAACAAAUAUACGUAAUAACAUAGGUGGCAGCACCUCUAACACGCGGGAUCUGUUGAGCAGGGAGGAGGAAUACAAACGCCUCAAUGCAGAACUAGAAGCUAAAACUGCCAACUUAGUGCGAGAGGCAGAAGAAGUAAUGAGAGAUCAGGAGUCAAUGUUAUCUAAACCAUCUUUAUUGGACAAUAUCAACACUGAAGAUUUCUUAGGAGACUGGGAUCCUGAUGAACUGAGUGGGAAAACCAAUACAAAAACAAAUAAAAAGCCUCCUUCACGACCUUCCUCCAAGAUCUCCAACUCUGCAAGGUCACAGUCAGCCAAGGUCAGAUCAAGUAGUCGUACCAAAGGUAGCUCCAAGGCCAGCAAUAUUGCACAAGACGUGGCAACAACUGAUGAUGCAUUUAUGACCGACUUUAAAGAGUUCUCCCUUAAAGAUACCAUCUCUAACAUAGAAGGUCAAUUGGAUGAUGGAACUUUAGCAGAGGACACUCAUGAUGAUGUUCUCCCUAUGGCUGCUGCAGAGAUGGGAGCGGAGGCUCAGAUGAGGUUCCUGAAGGCAAAACUACGAGUCAUGCAAGAGGAACUUGACAGAUUAGCUGCCGAAUGUAACCAAAAGGAUGAGACAACUCAUGUGAUCCAAGGGAAACUUAAAGACCUAGAAGAAGAGAGAAACAGACUUGCAAGGACGAAUGUCUCGCAACAGACUCAGAUUGAUAAGUUUAAAAAGAUUGCAGAAGAUUCCAGGAGUAAAGCUGAUAGCUUAGAGAAUCAACUCAGUGGAGUUAGAAAGGAAGUCGAUGGCUUAAAGAGAGCUGAGAAGCAACAGGUAUCUAGUCAAAGUGCCACAGAGGUCAGACUCAAUAGAGCAUUAGAGGAAGUGGAGAAAUACAAGACACAACUUCAAAAGAACAAAUCCUCAGCAAAAACAGAGGUUCAGGCCUGUAGCCAUAGGAUGAGGUUCCAUGGGUUCCCCCUGGAAAAAAAUCUUUCAAAAGGAUGCAGUUUUUCACCAUUCUGAGCUUUUUUUGAGCUAAAUGCCUGGUUAGUGUUAAUGUGGAUUCAGGGUGAUUCUCUGUAUAUUUCAGGAGACUACUGAUCAGGAAAAACGUAGACUUGAUCAACUCAUGGCGGAGAAUAAACGCUUAGAAAAACAGAAAAAUGAACUGAUGACAGGAUUCAAGAAACAAUUGAAGCUGAUUGAUGUACUUAAACGCCAGAAGAUGCACAUAGAGGCAGCUAAGAUGUUGCAGUUUUCAGAAGAGGAGUUUGUUAAAGCAUUGGAGUGGGGAAAUUGAGGAGAAUAGAGAGGUUAAAGCAUAGGAGUGGGGAAAAUUGAGAAUAGAGAGGUUAAAGCAUUGGAGUGGGGAAAUUGAGGAGAAUGGUUAAAGCAUUGGCAUGGGGAAAUUGAGGAGAAUAGAGAGGUUAAAGCAUUGGAGUGGGGAAAUUGAGGAGAAUAGAGAGGUUAAAGCAUUGGAGUGGGAAAAUUGAGGAGAAUGGUUAAAGCAUUGGAGUGGGGAAAUUGAGGAGAAUAGAGAGGUUAAAGCAUUGGAGUGGGGAAAUUGAGGAGAAUAGAGAGGAUAAAGCAUUGGAGUGGGGAAAUUGAGGAGAAUAGAGAGGUUAAAGCAUUGGAGUGGGGAAAUUGAGGAGAAUAGAGAGGUUAAAGCAUUGGAGUGGGGAAAUUGAGGAGAAU